Molecule: messenger RNA, 9022 nt
Organism: Danaus plexippus (monarch butterfly)
Lineage: Eukaryota; Metazoa; Arthropoda; Insecta; Lepidoptera; Nymphalidae
Gene: Lar
Product: tyrosine-protein phosphatase Lar
Exons: 25
Coding region: 268-6438 (2056 amino acids)
Biological process (GO): protein dephosphorylation
Molecular function (GO): protein tyrosine phosphatase activity; protein binding
Source: RefSeq, a predicted model, not a curated record
AUCGAGUAUAGCAAAUACUUCUAAAUCACGUAUGUGCGGAACGUACCUGCAUAUGGCGGAGUUGAGUUUGUGUUUAUGUCAAUAAGCAAGUGAUUUUCGUUUGCGCGGGUGAGGAUUCAUUAAAAUCUAUAAAACAUUAUGUGCUGGUGGAACUUGUGAAUUGUGUUCGUUUAGUGUAAUAAUGUUUCACGUCACUGGACUUAAAACUAACUUUAUAUCUUCUGUGGACUUAUAAAGACAUUCAGUUGCUGCCGCCGUGGGACCAAGAUGUUGUUUGAAACUUCACCCGCGCAGGCGCAGACCGGCGCCACUAAGAUGCUAGAGCGGCGUCGCUCGAACCACCGCACUGCCGCUCUACUGAUAGCCUGCCUCUUCCUCGUUCAAGCCCACGCCGCGGAUCCUCCAGAGAUUACGAUUCGGCCACGCAACCUCCAAGUGCGCGCCAACGGAAUUGCCGCAUUCUACUGCGCUGCCCGAGGUGACCCCGUACCAAACAUAUUGUGGCGAAAGAACGGAAAAAAAGUAUCGAGCAUGCAAUCCCGUUACCUGGUCUCUGGGAUGGAGACGGCUGCCGGUCCUAACGCUAACGGUGCUGUCCUACGUAUUGAACCAGUGAGGGCUCAACGAGACGAUGCUACAUACGAGUGUGUUGCGGAAAACGGUGUAGGCGAUGCUGUAACCGCUGUGGCAACUCUCACCGUCUUUGAAGCUGACAAGGUUCCACCAGGGUUUCCUAGCAUCACGCCACCCCCUACCACCAUGGUGGUAGAAGUCGGUCACACGGCUACCUUGCCGUGUCAGGCUAACGGCAGCCCCUCACCGCGAGUGAGAUGGCUAUGGAACUCUCUCCCCCUAGAUGUAGCCUCCAACCCCAGAUACGCGCUCUUAAAUGAUAAAAUGCAUGGUACUCUACAAAUAGUCAAGAGCGAGGAAGAGGAUCAGGGCAAGUUUGAAUGUGUCGCCGAAAACGCCAUAGGAACCGAGUUCUCCAAACCGACCGCCUUGUACGUUAAAGUUCGUCGAGUGGCGCCCCAGUUCUCUAUUCCGCCACCCCCGAGGACAGAGGUGAUGCUGGGAGGGAAUCUCACGCUCAAGUGCGUGGCCUUCGGAUCACCGAUGCCAACCGUCAAGUGGAGAAAAGGUUUGACAAAAUGGCUUACACCGGAAGAUAAUCCUCCAUUGGGCCUGAACACGCUGCAGCUAGAGGACAUCAGGGAGUCAGCGAACUACAUCUGCGAGGCAGCCAGCGUUUUGGGCGUUAUAGAAACAACGGCUGAAGUGAAAGUACAAUCACUACCGGGACCUCCGGCUGAUGUGAGAGCAUCCGAAAUAACUGCUACCACAGUAAGACUCGCGUGGACCUACACCGGUCCCGAGGAGCCACAGUAUUACGUCAUACAAUACAAACCAAAAUACGCUAAUCAGGCAUUCAGCGAGAUAUCAGGUGUUGUGACGCAGUUCUACGCUGUGACGAAUCUAUCGCCGUACACUGAAUACGAAAUGUAUGUGAUAGCAGUUAAUAACAUAGGACGUGGACCUCCUAGCACACCGGCGGUUAUAACGACAGGGGAAACAGUGGAUUCUUUAUAUGGAGGCGCCAAACCCGGCUCAGCCCCUCGUAAUGUCCAAGUGCGUCCAUUGAGCUCCAGUACAAUGGUUAUACAAUGGGAUGAACCUGAAACGCCAAACGGUCAGGUCACGGGCUACAAAAUAUAUUACACUUCCGAUUCAUCGCAGUCAUUACAGUCGUGGCAUUCACAAAUGGUGGACAAUAACCACCUAACAACCAUCAGUGAGCUGACUCCACAUACUGUGUAUACCAUAAGAGUUCAGGCCUUUACAUCGGUAGGCCCCGGGCCUAUAUCCGCGCCCGUGCAAGUGAAAACACAGCAAGGCGUUCCCUCUCAACCUUCGAACCUGGUAGCAGUGGAGGCAGGAGAAACGUCAGUGACGUUAUCCUGGAAGAGGCCAGCUCAUGCUGGUGAUAAUAUAGUAUCAUACGAACUGUAUUGGAACGAUACGUAUGCCAAGCAACACCAUAGGAAACGGAUACCCAUAACAGAGACAUACACGCUGACCGGACUGUAUCCGAACACGUUAUAUUACAUCUGGCUAGCGGCGAGGUCUCAGCGAGGCGAGGGCGCUACCACACCAGCUAUCGGAGUCCGCACCAAACAAUACGUUCCUGGAGCACCUCCGAUGAACGUGACAGCCACGGCCGUGUCUCCGACCGCGGUCCGAGUGUCCUGGCAGCCGCCGCCGGCCGAAAGGGCGAACGGAAGAAUAGCGUAUUACAAGCUGCUUUGCGUGGAAUCGGGGAGGGGGGAUUCCGAAGCCACGGUCGUGAGGCUGAAUCAGACCAGCUUCGUGUUGGAUGAACUGAGAAGAUGGACUGAAUACCGCAUCUGGGUGAUGGCCGGCACCAGCGUCGGUGACGGACCGCCCUCCUACCCCGUCACAAUCCGAACGCAUGAAGACGUGCCCGGAGAGCCCCAAGAAGUUAAAGUGACCGCAAUCAACUCCACAUCCAUACACGUAACGUGGAAGCCGCCACAAGAAAAAGAAAAGAAUGGAAUCAUUAGGGGGUACCAUGUACAUGUCCAGGAAUUGAGGGAAGAGGGCAAGGGCCUCCUCAACGAUCCAAUGCGUUUCAACGUGAUGGAUGAUACGACACUCGAGUUGAACAUAUCAGGACUACAGCCGGACACGCGGUACAGUGUACAGGUUGCCGCUCUCACGAGAAAAGGUGAUGGGGAUCGAAGUCCGCCUGUUACCGUCAAAACACCCGGCGGUGUUCCAAACAGACCAACAGUUAAUUUAAAAAUAUUGGAAAGAGAUCCUAUUGUAUCGAUUGAGAUUGAAUGGGCGAAACCAACACAGACAUACGGUGACCUGCUAGGCUAUAGGCUUAGAUAUGGUAUUAAAGAUCAAUUACUUGAGGAGAUUAACUUUCCUGGAACAAAGGUUAACUCGCAUAGGAUUAACGAUUUGGAACGUGGGGUGCAGUAUGAAUUCAGAGUGGCGGGCAGGAAUCAAAUAGGUAUCGGACAGGAAACAAUUAAGUAUUGGCUAACACCCGAGGGUGCGCCGAAAGGGCCUCCUGCUAACGUCACUUAUCAUUUUCAAACACCAGAUGUAAUUAGCAUUACUUGGGAUCCACCCACAAGAGCCGAUAGAAGCGGUCAAAUAAAAAAAUAUGACGUCCAAUUUUAUAAAAGGGGAGAUCAGUCUUCAUUAGUUGAAAAAACAACGGAGCUAAUGAAAGCAGUGUUUACUGGGUUAGAAGAAGAUGCUCAUUACGUGUUCAAAGUACGGGCUUACACAGAUCAAGGUGCCGGGCCUUAUAGUAAAGAUGUUACGGCUCACACUGAGAGGGACAUCGGUAGAGCUCCCAUGUCAGUUAAAGCCGUUGCGACCUCCGAAUCAAGUGUCGAGGUUUGGUGGGAACCAGUGCCUUCGAGGAAGAAGAUCAUUGGCUAUGUUAUAUUCUAUACGAUGACCCCUGUCGAGGAUUUGGAUGACUGGCAACACAAAACUGUUCAUGUCACACACUCUGCCGAGUUGGGGAACUUGGAGAAGUUUGCUGAAUACGCAAUCGCAGUGGCAGCUAAAACUGCAGAGGGACUGGGUAGGUUAUCUGAAAAGGUCACUGUGAAAGUAAGGCCCGAAGAAGUGCCUUUACAUCUUAGAGCACAGGACGUAUCAACUCAUUCCAUGACAUUAUCGUGGUCCCCUCCAUUACGCUUAAAUCCAGUUAGUUAUAAGAUUUCCUAUAACGCCAUCAAAGAAUUUGUUGACUCACUAGGAAUGACGCAAACACAAGAAAUUCCGAAGAGAGAAAUAGUUGUUAAGCACGAUAGGACCUCAUACUCGAUUAACGAUUUAUCGCCUUUCACUACUUAUAAUGUAAACAUAAGUGCCAUACCUAACGAUAACUCUUAUAGACCGCCAACGACAAUUACCGUAACUACUCAGAUGGCUGCCCCCAAACCGAUGGUGAAACCUGAUUUUUACGGUGUUGUUGAAAAUGAAAUACUCGUUAUUCUACCUCAAGCGUCUGAAGAAUACGGACCGAUAUCACAUUAUUAUCUAGUUGUAGUGCCCGAUGAUAAGUCACAUAAUCAUAAGAACCCAGAUCAGUUCUUAACAGACGAUUUAAUAAAGAAUAAUGCUCGCACGGACGACGAAAACGCGCCAUAUAUAGCAGCAAAGUUUUUACAAAGAAACAUUCUAUACACGUUCCAUCUAGGAAACGAUGAUAUGUAUGAAGGAUUUUUGAAUAGAAAAUUGAAUUUAAAUAAGAAAUACAGAGUUUUUGUAAGAGCGGUUGUUGAUACUCCGCAAAAACAUUUGUAUACGUCUAGUCCGUUCUCCGAGUACUUAUCACUAGACAUGAGGGAGGCUCCACCUGGAGAGGAACCCAGUAGACCGGAUCCCAAAGAUAUUAAUGGGGAUCCCGAGAUAAGGAUAGAGGAAAACCGAACCGAGGCCGGGAUGGUUUGGGUGAUCGGUCCAAUAAUAGCAGCUUUGAUGCUGUCGUUAUGUCUUGUUCUGCUUUUCAUUGUGAAACGAAGAAGGCAACCUUGUAAAACACCGGACCAAGCUGCCGUCACAAGACCUUUAAUGUCCGCUGAUAUAGGAUUCGGAGCACCCUCUGAUCCAGUUGAAAUGCGCCGCUUGAAUUUCCAAACGCCAGCAAUGAUUUCACAUCCUCCUAUACCGAUAUCCGAACUCGCAGAACACAUCGACAGGCUAAAAACCAACGACAACCUAAAAUUCUCACAGGAGUAUGAGAGUAUCGAACCCGGUCAGCAAUUCACGUGGGAUCAUUCUAACAUGGACGUUAACAAACCUAAAAACCGCUACGCUAACGUCAUCGCAUACGAUCAUAGCCGAGUUAUUCUACAACCUAUAGACGGAAUACUAGGAAGUGAUUAUAUAAAUGCCAACUACUGUGACGGAUACCGUAAACAUAACGCAUACGUCGCUACCCAGGGACCGUUACAAGAAACGUUCACAGACUUCUGGCGAAUGUGCUGGGAACUGAGAACGUCUACUAUAGUGAUGAUGACCAAGUUGGAGGAACGGACGAGAAUCAAGUGCGAUCAAUAUUGGCCCAGUCGAGGCAGCGAGUCGUAUGGCAUGAUGACGGUCUCUAUAGCAGAGGUUCAGGAACUUGCCACCUACUGUAUCCGAACAUUCCAAGUGACUAGAAACGGAGGUGGUGAGCGGAGAGAAAUCAAACAGUUGCAAUUCACCGCUUGGCCGGAUCACGGGGUCCCCGAUCACCCGGCACCGUUCUUACAGUUCUUGCGUCGUGUUCGUGCUCUCAACCCACCGGAUGCCGGGCCUCUAGUAGUUCAUUGCUCUGCGGGCGUCGGCCGGACGGGCUGCUUCAUAGUCAUCGAUUCGAUGCUCGAAAGGGCGAGGCAUGAACGCACCGUAGACAUUUACGGACACGUGACCUGUUUACGGGCACAACGAAAUUAUAUGGUGCAAACCGAAGAUCAAUACAUCUUCAUUCACGACGCUUUGCUCGAAGCUGUGAUCUGCGGCGACACGGAAGUGCCGGCUCGUAACUUGCACUCUCACAUCCAGAAGCUCAUGCGUAUCGACACUAUAGAGAACAUAAUCGGCAUGGAAUUCGAGUUUAAGAAACUUGCCAACAUGAAAGCCGAUUCCAGCCGUUUCGUGUCAGCCAGCCUACCCUGCAAUAAACAUAAGAACAGGCUGGUGCACAUCCUGCCUUACGAGUCUACUCGCGUCUGUCUGACUCCCAGAGACGGCUCGGAUUACAUCAACGCUUCGUUUGUGGAUGGAUACAAAUACCGAGCGGCUUACAUCGCAACCCAGGGUCCCUUGCCGGAUACCACUGACGACUUCUGGCGAAUGUUGUGGGAACAUAAUUCCACAAUUAUAGUCAUGUUAACCAAAUUGAAGGAGAUGGGCAGAGAGAAAUGUCAUCAGUAUUGGCCAUCUGACCGCUCGGUGCGCUAUCAGUACUUCGUGGUCGAUCCUAUCGCCGAGUACAAUAUGCCUCAGUACAUCUUGAGGGAAUUCAAGUUCACAGAUGCUCGCGAUGGUUCGUCUCGCACCGUCCGCCAGUUCCAGUUCACCGAUUGGCCGGAACAGGGCGUGCCGAAGAGCGGGGAAGGCUUCAUAGACUUCCUCGGACAGGUUCAUAAGACCAAGGAACAGUUUGGACAAGACGGACCCAUCACUGUCCAUUGCAGUGCGGGCGUGGGUCGUACCGGCGUGUUCAUAACGCUGUCGACCGUGUUGGAGCGGAUGCAGUACGAGGGUGUGGUCGACGUGUUCCAGACGGUCCGCACGCUCAGGACACAGAGACCGGCCAUGGUCCAGACUGCGGAUCAAUACGACUUCUGUUAUCGCGCCGCCCUGGAGUACCUGGGCUCCUUCGAUCACUACGCCAACUGACGAUGAGUCCCUGUCGUGUGCACGCCGCCUUAUAAACACGGCGACCGUAGUGUGUAGAUCACUUUAAUAACAUUGUACAGUGUCUACGGAAAUGUAUGGAUGGUCUUUAUUAUGUUCUUGGGUUUAUUUUUAAUGUUAUGAUAUAUAUAUAUGAUAGAUACUGGUGCAUUUCCGUUUCCGUUAAUAAACAUAGUGCUAUUUUAUAAUUUUUACAAUACAUAGGUACAAUAACUAAUAGUGUAUCAAGUAGUGCUAUAUUUGUUGUUAGUUGCGGUGCCAUACAUUCCAAACGACACGUUUAAAUUUAAUCGUAGCGGUAACUGACUGUUCUCAACGACAGGGUUACAACUAUCUAAAGAAGGUUACCUUCGAUCUAUGAGGCUAAACUUGUAUGUGCCUAGAAAAAUACUUAUGAAGUUUACAACAUGAGACCAUUUUUAACAUGAUCGUGAGUCGAGGGUUAAAAUAAUUAUAUUAAAAUCCCUUGAAGCAAAAAUAAGAGGUUGGCUGAAUAUUUAAGAUGUUCGCUCCGCUGUGAAAAAACGCAUUGUCUAUGGUCGAAUGUAAAUGACGUAACGCGGCAAAAUCUAACUGUCACUUAUAUUGUAUAAAUAGUUAUCGCAGCUGUAAUAAUAUAUUUAUUUUUUAAUAUGGUGUUAUUAGAUUAGUGUAUAGCGUGGUUUCAUUAUUGCAAUAUUACAGACGCGGACGUGUAGUGUGUCGUGUAUUGAAACGUAACGUGAGUAGAGUUUUAUGUAAAUAAAGAAUAUCUCUCAUUUCUCUUGCCUCGGUUAUCGUGUUUCCUACUGUAUUUUCGUGUUCAAUUUUUUUAAAAACCUCGAGCCGUACGCUAAUUUCCGUUCAUUAGUUUUAUUUUUAUAGAUUUAAGAAUAAUUUCAACAUCACUGCCGCCGUUCACGAGCCAGCGGCAGCAUGACAUAUCCAUUCUUAGGUAGAUGAAAAUUGUUUUGUCUGUGUGUUAUAAUGCAAUAAGGAAAUGUCUCAGUUGGACUUCAAUUUCGGAAGUAGACAAAUAAAUGUUUCCUAAUAUAUAGAUAUCUCUGAAGCUUGUUCACCGCGUGACACAUUCGUUAGGUUUAUCAUUUGUGGCCUGUGUUCAUUAUCCCUUUGAAUACAUUAAGCUAUCUCUAAGUGUAGUGAGUUGUUUAAUAUUUUCCAAUACCUACCCCUUGCGUAACAUAUCGUGUUAGGUUUUUUGAAUGUUUUUAUACAAAACUGUACUAUAACAUGUAUCUACGUGUAAGUUAAAGUUGAGCUUUUUAACUUAGAUAAUACGAUGCGGAUAAUAUUAUAACCGAUAUAUUAACAUUUAACACGUGGUUAUAUCGUAACCAGGAUAUGAAUGACACAGACGGAUGUGCUCGGCGAUACCUACCGAGACAUGUUCGUGUCUGAACAUCAACUGCCAAUCAUUAUUAGCUAGUGAACUUAAUAUAAAGCUAAUGUAACGAGAAAAAAAAAUACGUAGUUAUAAAUGGAUAUUGUUAAAUCGAAUAGUAAAAAUUUAAUACUCGUUGAUGUAUCGCAUAUUUAGGCGGGUUUUCUGCUUACACGUUAGUGAUGUCUGUAACGGUGCGGUCCGUCUUAUCCGAUUUUUAUGUCGAAAUCCUUAACGGUUAAUUUUUUUUUUAAUAAAAUCGUUUCUUAGUAUUGUAUUAGUAUAUCAUCUAACGCACAUACCGUUUUAAUUAAACUAUCCGCUUCUCGCGUUCAUUUUAGGAUUUAUGUCCAGUUUUAUAAAUGAUUUCUCUGAUAUCGGCAGUGUUUUUUCUAUAACUAGUUUAUAUUUUAUAUGAGUGUCUUCAUCAAUUGGUUCCGUGUUACUUUUGAACAAUGUUUGCCAUAUAAGGUGCUGUAGUUCCAUCGUUUAGUACAAAUCUCGUGUGAGCCCAAUCGAAUAUUGUUUGUAACCAUUGUCUGUUAUUUUGUAUGUAUGUAAAAGACUGAUUUAAUAUUUUUUCAAUGUGUUCUUAAUUAAUUUUUUUUAUAGUCUUCGACCUGUGCAGCGUUUGAUUUUUUUUUUAUAUUAUACUACUGUGUCGUUUAUUUGAUACGUUAUUUACACGUUCACUGACCGCGGGUAACCGAAUUUAUUUUGAAUCUAUACAAAAUAUUAUAAGAUAUUUAUUUUUUGCCAAACUGUCGCUGUCCCAGAUGUAAAGAGCUAUAUAUUUUUGUAACGCCACGAAAGAUGAAUAUUUAAUGUUAGUAUUUAAUUUUCCAUCAUAAUAAUUUCGGUUCCCCGCAUCGGUUGACGUAAAAUAUUUUACGUAAUUAAUUUUUUUACGUAUUAAAUGUCGCAGCUAUCCUUAAUCCAGUAGCCGCCUUGCGUUUUGUAUAUUUUGAAUUGCUAAGUGCCGUGGUGUUGCCAUAGCUGAUAUUUUAAUGCAAUUAAAAUGGCGGACGCAAUAUGGCGGGAAGGUGUGUGGACGUAUUUAGUAGGAGUUUGUAGACGAUUAUUUUAUGAAUGAAAUAUAACCCGCGCUGUGUCUCGGGAUAUGAUGGAUACGCAAAUUAUACAUAAUGUAUAUGAAGAAAUAAAUUUAUGUGAGAAAAUAUACAA